CUCCCAUGGAAGCUCCCGACUUCUUGCAGAAUCCUCAGCUCUCCACCUCCGACAACAACAUGGCCUCCGCCGACUCCUUUGUUGUCGACGACCUCCUUAACUUCUCCAACGUCGACGAUGAAACUCUCCUCCCCGACGACGCUUCCCUCCCUUCCCUUCCCGGCAACUCAACCAAUUCUUCCACCGUCACCGCCGUUGAUGCCUCCCCGGCUAGCCAACCUAAUGUUGUCUCCGAUAUUGACACCCGCAAUUUCCACGACCCCCAUUUUUCCGGCGAUCUCUGCGUCCCGUGCCGGUAUAUAUAUGCUUCUCUCACACCUUUUCAUAAACCAAUUCUUCCACCGUCACCGCCGUUGAUGCCUCCCCGGCAGCCAACCUAA
Neltuma alba is the source of this 380-nucleotide messenger RNA. RefSeq lists its product as uncharacterized. The transcript has a single exon. NCBI's taxonomy places the organism in Eukaryota, Viridiplantae, Streptophyta, Magnoliopsida, Fabales, Fabaceae. Bases 6 to 380 code for a protein of 124 amino acids. The record is from RefSeq and is a predicted model, not a curated record.